AGAGGAAAAAAUCAGAUCAAGCUUUUCCGGUCUGCUAGCCCUAAUUUCCUCUCAGACCUCUCUGGCGGUGGAGCGGAGCAGACGUAGAGGCAGAGAGAGGGAGAAAGUGGGGGACAUAUCCGCGUAUUUUACCGCUACAACCCCGCGCCUCUACGGUUCCUCCCCUCUAGUAGAAUGCACCCUGACUUCGGAGAAUUGUGCCCGGGAAAGAGGAGUGUGUGAGGGGGGGAGCAGAGCAGAAUGGUUCGACAGAUAGGAGAGCGGUCGCUCCGUCUCCGUGAAGCCGCCACAGAGCGCCCCUCAAUGCCCGUCCUCCUCUCAGCCGUCCGGCUGCACUCUCCUCCGGGUGUUUCUCCGACAUGUCAUUACAUAACUCGGCGCCACUCGACUUAGUUUACCCCAAACGCGAGGAGUAUUUGUUGGAUAGACUCAUCUUGCUGCCCCAGGAGUGGAUUUGAAUCCGGUCUGUGGUGGGUUUGCUGUCGUAGUCUGAAUGCUCAGCACCUAAGGGGUGGAAACCUGAGUCCAGCGGUGAUGAGAGCUCACUCCGAGAGGAUUUCAGUGGUGUGCUGCCAGAAGCAUCUGGAAAGGAUAACACAGGGAUACACUCCCCCUCCAGAGGACCAGAGGAUCAUUCACAUCCUAGACAUUUCCAUGUUAAGCUGUGAGUGUCUUUUAGCUUGUGUUUAAUCACAUUUAAAACCUCUGCCACAGUUUUAAGUCCAUUAAAUAAUCCUGAAAAGGUAGAUAUGCAGUGAAGAUGUGUGCAGCCAGGUUCAAUGGCUGUGCCGACGAGGCCCCUGGCCCGGUCACAGCCUCCAGGAUGCUGGACUGGACAGAGGCUGGGCCCCGUAUCCUCCACAGCCUGGAGAUGGGGACAGUGAUGACUAUCUUCUACCAGAAGAAGUCCCAGAAGCCCGAGAGGAGAACCUUCCAGAUAAGGCAGGACAUGCGACAGAUAGUGUGGAGCAGAAACCCCGACAAAAUAGAAGGAGAGGUCGACAUACGAGAGAUCCGGGAGCUGCGGCUGGGGAAGGGCUCCCGCGAUUUCGAGCGCUACCCGGAGGAGGCCCGCAAACUGGACGCCGCCCACUGCUUCAUCGUGCUCUACGGCCUCGAGUUUCGCCUCAGGACGCUCAGUGUGGCCGCCUUCAGUGAGGAGGAGGUCAACAUGUGGAUCACUGGCCUCAACUGGCUGAUGAUGGACACCCAGAGAGCGCCCGCACCGCAGCAGAUAGACAGGUGGCUGAGGAAGCAGUUUGAAGCCAUGGACAGGAGCCACGAGGGCAGUAUCACAGUGAAGGAUGUGAAAGUGCUGCUGCCUCAAAUCAACUACAGAGUCCCCAACACGCGAUUUCUCAAAGAUAAACUGCAGGAAGUGGAGGCCAGGAACGACCUGUCCUACCCCAACUUCUCCCAGCUCUACAGGACGCUCAUGUUCGACGCACAGAAGAGCAUUAUUGAGCAGCUGGAGCUCUCCUUCCCACUGCGGAACGUUGACAGACCGGAGCUUUGUCAGAUCUCCCUCUACGACUUCCAGAAGUUCUUACAGAUGGAUCAGAAGGAGUCCUGGGCCUCGGAUCUGUGUCGUGUCAGAGAGUUCCUCACGGGGUACAUGAGGGGCAGGUCGCAGCCGGAGCCCAUGCUACAGCUUGAUGAUUUCCUGACGUUCCUGUUCUCUAAAGAGAAUUCUGUGUGUGACCCUCAACUGUCCCCUGUCAUUGCUGAUGACAUGAAAAGGCCGCUCUCUCAGUACUGGAUCUCCUCUUCUCACAACACCUACCUGACGGGUGAUCAGUUUUCCAGUGAAUCGUCUCUGGAAGCUUACGCCCGCUGCCUCAGGAUGGGCUGCCGCUGCAUUGAACUGGACUGCUGGGAUGGACCCGACGACCUGCCAAUCAUCUACCACGGCCACACACUAACCUCCAAGAUCAAGUUCCUGGAUGUGCUGCACACUAUCAAAGAGCACGCCUUUGUUACGUCUGAGUAUCCUGUGGUCUUGUCCAUCGAGGACCACUGCAGCGUGGUGCAGCAGAGGAACAUGGCCACACACUUUAAGAAGGUGUUCGGAGAUCUGCUGCUCACCAAGCCCGUAGACAACAACGCAGAGGAGCUCCCCUCCCCCUACCAGCUCCGCCGGAAGAUCCUCAUCAAGCACAAGAAACUGGUGGAAGGCACGCUGUAUGAAGAGGUGAGUUCAGCCAGCUACUCUGAAAACGACAUCAGCAACUCUCUGAAGAACGGCAUCCUCUACCUGGAAGACCCCAUCGACCACACAUGGACUCCGCACUAUUUUGUCCUGACCAGUAAUAAGAUUUACUACUCAGAGGAGACGUCUCACUAUCAGACAACCGAUGAAGAGGAUGACGACGAGGCGAAAGAGGAGUGUAACAACAACGAGCAGCACUGUGCGGAGCGCUGGUUCCACGGGAAGCUGGGUGGAGGUCGUGACGGGCGACAGGUGGCUGAGAAGCUCCUGCAGGAGUACUGCGAGGGCGGGGCCAAGGACGGCACCUUCCUGGUGCGGGAGAGUGAGACGUUCGUGGGAGACUACACUCUGUCGUUCUGGCGCUCCGGUCGAGUCCAGCACUGCAGGAUCCACUCCCGCCAGGAGUCAGGCUCCACCCGCUUCUACCUGACCGACAACCUGGUGUUCGACAGCCUGUACCGCCUCAUCUGCCACUACAGAGACACGCCUCUGCGCUGCAACGAGUUCGAGAUGCGGCUGGUCAGCCCUGUCCCUCAGCCCAACGCACACGAAAGCAGGGAGUGGUUCCACUCCAGUCUGUCCCGUGUUCAGGCUGAACACAUGCUGAUGCGUGUCCCCAGAGACGGAGCUUUCUUAGUACGAAAACGUAGUGAAAACAACUCCUAUGCUAUCUCCUUCAGGGCGGAGGGGAAGAUCAAGCACUGCCGUAUUCAGCAGGAAGGCCGCCUCUUCAUGUUGGGCAGCUCGGCAGAGUUCGAGAGUCUCGUGGACCUCGUGAGCUACUAUGAGAAGCAUCCUCUGUACCGCAAGAUGAGGCUCCGCUACCCCAUCAACGAGGACACUCUGGACCGCAUGGGAACCGCGGAGCUGGACUACGGGGCGCUGUACGAGGUCCGAACCCCUCAUUUCUACGUGGAGGCCAAUAAGAUGCCCACAGCUCGGUGCACGGUCAAAGCUCUGUACGACUAUCGAGCUCAGAGGGAGGACGAGCUCUGCUUCCCCAAACAGGCGCUCAUCGUCAGUGUGGAGAAGCAGGAGGGCGGCUGGUGGCGAGGUGACUACGGAGGGAAGAAGCAGCUGUGGUUUCCUGCAAACUACGUGGAGGAAGUCCCCAGCUCCCCCUCCAGAGAGCCGGACGAGGUGUCCACAGAGAACAGUCCUCUUGGGACAUUUCUUAAGGGCUUUAUUGAUGUACCCACCUGCCAUGUCGUGGUGCAGAAAGACGGGAAGAACUCGCGCCCCUACGUGAUCACUAUCCAGUCUCAGCAGCCGUCCUCUCACCCGGUGCAGACCCUGGACGUGGCUGCUGACACUCUGGAGGACCUGACGGGCUGGGUGUCCAAGAUCAGAGAGGCCACACAGAACGCUGACGCACGGAUGCAGGAGGAGAAGCAGAUGGAGAGGAGGAAGAAGAUCGCGGUGGAGCUGUCUGAGCUCGUGGUCUACUGCAGACCCGUCCCCUUCAACGAGGACAAGAUCGGGACAGAGAGGGCGUGUUACCGGGACAUGUCCUCCUUCCCGGAGACAAAGGCGGAGAAGUUUGCGACCCGCAGCAAAGGGAAGCGCUUCCUGCAGUACAACCGCCGGCAGCUCUCUAGAGUUUAUCCCCGAGGGCAGAGGCUGGACUCGUCCAACUACGACCCGCUGCCCAUGUGGCUCUGCGGCUCCCAGCUGGUUGCACUCAACUUCCAGACCCCAGAUAAACCCAUGCAGCUGAACCAGUCGCUGUUCAUGCUGGGAGGUAGCAGCGGCUUCGUUCCUCAGCCUGAGGUCAUGAGAGACGACGCCUUCGACCCUUUCGACAAGGACACCUUACAUGUGGAGCCAAUCACUGUCCAGUUACAGGUGCUUGGAGCCCGUCACCUGCCUAAAAAUGGCCGCAGCAUUGUCUGUCCCUUUGUGGAGGUGGAGAUCUGUGGAGCAGAACACGACAGCUGCAAAUGCAAGACGGACGUUGUGGCUGAUAACGGUUUGAACCCUGUGUGGGUGCAGAGGCAGUUUGUGUUCGACAUCCACAACCCCACCUUCUCCUUUCUGCGCUUCACGGUCUACGAGGAGGACAUGUUCAGCGAUCCUAACUUCCUGGCACAUGCCACCUACCCCGUCCGUCUGCUACGUACAGGCUACAGGAGCAUCCCCCUGAAGAACAGCUACAGUGAAGAGCUGGAGUUGGCAUCUCUUCUGGUCCACAUUGAGAUCGUCAAUGCAAAGGAGGAGGACGACGAGAACCUGUACAUGUCCAUCCAGCGGCUGCGGGAUCGAACCAGUGAGCUGUCCAACCAGGUGUCCCUCCUGGAGAGGUCAGGUUCCGGGGACCUGGGCUACCAGCAGAGCCUGGAGGAGCUCAGAGCAGCUCAGGACCAGCUGAGUGAGCUGGUUGAGGCCCGAAACCGCAGGCUGAUUGAGAAGAAGAGGAGGGAGAAGCUCAGGCAGCAGGUGACUGCAAAGCGCAGCUAGCCCUCUCGCCCACCGGAGGGCGCUACACUGCGACUCAAACUGUGGCGGAAACGUCCACCAGAGCUGUGUUUACCCCACAGGGUCUCUGCAGCAGCCUCCUGCAAUCCUUUUAUAACUGGAAUAAAGAACAUGUGAUUUCACAGUAAAACAUCUGAGGCUUUUAAGCGCUAUGCUGGACAACAACAGAGAAGAAAAUGACAACAGAAGCGUCUCAUGGACUUAAAGGAAACCUCAAAAAACUAAGCUAUUAAAACAAUCAUUGACCUGAAGCUGAAACACAUUAAGAGCCAACUGGAUAUGGGUUUCCAUAGAAACGAUACAGACACAAUACGUGAAUUCUCUACAAUGAUCGUAAAAAUUAUGACUUGAUAAAUGCAGAGUAAAUCUGCAACUCAUUUGUUUUAAUUAAUCGUUCAAGUUGUUUUUCAAGCACAAAUACUCAGCUUUUUAUUUGUUAUGUGAUCAUAAAUUGUUAACUAGGGUUUCAGUCAGAAACAAAAGCUAAAUGAAGAUGCCCCCUUGAGCUUUAUAAAAUGUUAAGAGGCAUUUUCACCAUUUGGACCAAUUAGUCGAUAAUGACCGUUUUAAAAACUGAACUUUUUUAAGUAUAUGCUAUAAUGCUUAAAAAACUGAACUGAAAUGACUAGCACUUUUGAAAACAAAAUUUGAAGCUCACCAGGUUCACUCUUACUGUGUUUUGGUCUUUAGUGAGAAAGAGAGGACAGCAGGGAAAACAAAAACUCAGGUUACACAAAUGGAUAGAAUUGAAAUAUGUGGGGAAAAAAGCAAAGGCACAUUACAGCUAGCAAAAAAGUAAUUAUCGUGUAUGUGCCUUUGAUGUUGCCAAUGAAGAGUAUAAUUACUACUCUUCAAAAAAGUUAAUAAAACUUUCUCUACAACUGGAAUAGUGCCCUUUAAGGGAAAACUCCUCCCGAACUGGAGGAGGAAUCCACUCGCUUGACUCGAACUACUACUUUAAAGGGUUUUUAAGACAGAUUUUGAACAUAUGAACUCUGCCCCCAGGUGGCGAGUGGCUUCUGGCCGUAAAGUGGAAAAACAAAUCUGCACCAAGCCUCACACAAGCCCUUUCUCAGUUUAGCACCUCAUCGACUGCUCCUAACUGGUCUCGGAUCUAGGAGUUUAUGAGGCGGUAAAUAGAGAAAUGAGAAAAGGCUCGAGACGAUCUUCAAAGGGCUCUAAAUGAAUCUAUACUACCUUCAAAGAGGCACAAGAAUCAGAGGGAGGAGACAAUAAUCAUCACAGCACUCCCUGGAUGUCACCUGCACAGGGCUAUCACAUUAAAACUAUACAUUUUCCCCCUAGCCUCCCAUCAGAACCAGGAUUCAUUCACAUCAUCGGGCUCUUAUCAACAGAUGUGUCAUACCUGGUCCUGGAUCUGCCAAAAAACUGCUUCAAGAUGACCCCCUGCAUGGCUUCGUACCCAAAAACGCCCCCCUUCCUACUUGUAGCUACUUCUCCUUCCCAUCAUCCUCUUUUCUUAUUGUAUAUAACUGCUUUUAUUUAUCAAACCAAUGUUUUAAUGGGUGAAAAAUCAUUAAAGAUACACUGUUAGGUGUAGAAUAUCUUGCUAUAUUGUUCACAGAGACACAAACCUCUCUUUUCUCCUACGCUGCAGUUGCACUGCGUUGGGACUUCUAUGCAAAGGUUUUCUUUGAUUUGACUACUGUUGUGUUUCCUCUCUGUAUCUAUGCUAACUGUGUAGUAUUAUUACUCUGCAUUACAAACCCUUGUUUAUAAAAUGUCCUUUAUCUAUA
This is a messenger RNA of Eleginops maclovinus (Patagonian blennie), 6441 nucleotides long. RefSeq names its product 1-phosphatidylinositol 4,5-bisphosphate phosphodiesterase gamma-1-like. Gene Ontology annotation, biological process: phosphatidylinositol-mediated signaling; positive regulation of epithelial cell migration; phospholipid catabolic process. NCBI's taxonomy places the organism in Eukaryota, Metazoa, Chordata, Actinopteri, Perciformes, Eleginopidae. The record is from RefSeq and is a predicted model, not a curated record. Gene Ontology annotation, molecular function: protein binding; phosphatidylinositol-4,5-bisphosphate phospholipase C activity.